Messenger RNA from Salvelinus sp. IW2-2015, 1692 nucleotides. RefSeq names its product 3-oxoacyl-[acyl-carrier-protein] reductase FabG. The record is from RefSeq and is a predicted model, not a curated record. Gene Ontology annotation, molecular function: oxidoreductase activity. Lineage: Eukaryota; Metazoa; Chordata; Actinopteri; Salmoniformes; Salmonidae.
AACUUGCGUAAAUAACUUGGGACGGAGUUGCUAAACACUGCCACGAGUGAACUWGACCGAUUUCACAGAUUUAAACCUGGUUGUAGUCAUUUAAAAGCAGUCAUGGCUUCAGAGGAAGGAUUUAAGGUAUCAUCUUUGAAAGGCAAAGUGACUCUGAUCACAGGUGCCAGCUCGGGCAUCGGGGCAGGGACAAGCAUCAUGUUCGCUAAGCUCGGUGCCUUGCUCGCAUUGAACGGGCGCGACGUGGAAAACCUCACCAACAUAGCCAAACAGUGCACGGACCUGGGUGCUGCGGAGCCCUUGCUUGUACCAGGGGACCUGACUAACGAGGACACCGUAAAGAAGACAGUGGAACUGACCAUUGCCCGCUUUGGCCGGCUGGAUGUGCUGAUCAACAGCGCUGGCAUUCUGGCCAUGGGCAGCAUCGAGACAGGUGACCUGGCUCAGUAUGACAAGGUCAUGAACGUCAACGUCAGAUCAGUGUACCAUCUGACUCAGCUGUGUGUGCCACACCUCAUCAGGACUAAGGGUUCUAUUGUCAAUGUGUCCAGUGUCAACGGGCAACGAUCAUUCCCAGGUGUCCUUGCCUAUUGUAUGUCCAAGUCCGCUAUUGACCAAUUCACACGAUGCAUAGCACUUGAGCUAGCGUCGAAGCAAGUGCGAGUGAACUCUGUCUGUCCUGGUGUGAUCAUAACAGAUGUCCACAGGAGAGCAGGGCUGGAUGAGGAGCAGUAUGCUCAGUUCCUUGAGAAGUGUAAGCAGACCCACGCCUUGGGGAGACCAGGUGAGGUGGAGGAGGUGGCCCAUGCCAUAGCCUUCCUGGCGUCAGAUGCUGCCACCUUCAUUACCGGGGUCAACCUACCUGUGGAUGGGGGGCGCCACGCCAUGUGUCCAAGAUAAUAUCCUGUGACAUGAUCAUUGACUGGCAGCCAAUACAAACCUGAACUGUCUCACUUGGUUUGUGUCAUUUAAAAAAAUAUCUAUUUUGAGUCUAGACGGACAGAAUAUAAUGAAAUGUAGAGUAUGGCCUAGUCUAGGGCUAUAAAAGUGAAAUAAUGUCAAGAUCCUUUAGUUCUUCUGUUUUCAACUAGAUGACUAUAUGCUUAGAUGGGAGAUUGGGUUUCAAACUGGAACAUGAGUGCCCUCGUGGUGAAGAUGUGAAGUGUAACAGUUUUUACACUUUAAAAGGGAAUCCUUUCAUAUUUCAGUUGCAAUAAUACGUUAGCUAUUUUACAACAACAACAAAAAGCCUCGGUGUAUGCACUAUGAUAGUAAUGAAUUCAAUAUUUUAUUGACAACUUUUAUUGAAUACUAACUCCGUUCAAGRUGUCUUUUGUAGCUAACAAUUUUAAAUGUUAAAACGCAAUGAUCUUCUUGGGUUUCAAAUAUUUAUUGAACACCUGAAUGUUGAAGAAAAGGAAAGUGAAAACUAGAAGCUGCAAUAUUUUGAAGCAGACAGAGGAUCUGCAAAGAUGAAUGAAUGAGCAUUAUAACCACUAACAUCUAUCCCUUCCCCCUAAACAAAAAUCUGCUGUCUCACUCAGAGGUGUUAAAGUAAUGAAAGAAAUGCAAAUGGAGAGCUCUGAGUUGUGUGAUGAGAGGUAUUCUGAGUUUAUGGUUGGUGUGAUGAGAGGUAUUCUGAGUUUAUGGUUGGUUGGUCUGUAGAGUAUCACAAACAUGGUCAACAAUAAC